Struthio camelus australis is the source of this 688-nucleotide messenger RNA. NCBI's taxonomy places the organism in Eukaryota, Metazoa, Chordata, Aves, Struthioniformes, Struthionidae. The record is from RefSeq and is a predicted model, not a curated record.
CUCCAGCCCUGGCACCUGUCUGAAGUUGCUGAUGGUGGGGGCAUUGGGGUUGUGGAGGAGAGCAAGCAUAAUAAGUUUGCUAAAGGAGAUUUUGUAACUUCCUUCAAUUGGCCCUGGCAGACAGUGGCCAUUCUAGAUGGAGGCUUGCUGCAAAAGCUUGUUCCAGAACUUGUAGAUGGACGCCUUUCCUACUUUCUUGGGGCGGCUGGUAUUAUAGGCCUGACUGCCUUAUUAGGCAUAAGAGAGAAAGGACACGUGACUGCAGGCGCAAACCAGACAAUGGUGGUGAGCGGGGCAGCUGGUGCCUGUGGUUCUUUGGCUGGUCAGAUUGGCCGCCUGGAGGGCUGCGCUAGAGUGGUGGGCAUUGCUGGCACGGAUGAGAAGUGCUCCAUUUUGGUCUCAGAAAUGGGGUUUGAUGCGGCUAUCAAUUACAAGAAGGGGAACGUGGCAGAGGAGCUACGUGAACUCUGCCCGGAUGGUGUGGAUGUUUACUUUGACAACGUUGGGGGAGACAUCAGUAAUGCAGUUAUAAGUCAGGUGAUUAUACCAGCUGUCAGAUGUAUUCUCAUCAUUCUCCAACGUGUUCCUGCCCAGCUUGGACUAAAUUCAUACUGAGACCAGCUUGCAGCGCAGCAGAACAGACUUUCCACUUCCGUGGAUCUGAUCUGGGUGGGCUGAUGUGGGUUCU